Hibiscus syriacus is the source of this 672-nucleotide messenger RNA. Its product is annotated as vacuole membrane protein KMS1-like. The coding region runs from base 66 to 665 and encodes 199 amino acids. NCBI's taxonomy places the organism in Eukaryota, Viridiplantae, Streptophyta, Magnoliopsida, Malvales, Malvaceae. The record is from RefSeq and is a predicted model, not a curated record. The transcript has 4 exons.
AUAUAAAUUAAGCAAAAAGCUAGAAUUCUCAGAGUGCGAUCUCUGUUUCUUUUGUUUUGUUUUAGAUGGCGACCACCCAAGUUCGGGAUCUCUUUAUUUCUGGACUUCGUGAGAAGCACAGAGCAGAAUUGGAAAAUCUUACAUUAACAAAUCAGCCCUUAAGAACUCUGAAACUUUUUGUCUUUGCUAUUACUCAAUGGAUUCAUCAAGCAAUUCAAACUCGAGCUGGUUGGUUCAUGUUUUCAAGCACUUUGGUUGGAAGUAUUGGGAUUCUGGUCAUCACCGUUGGUAAACCUCAUGAAAUGACUCAAGAGCUUUUUCAUUAUGUUAAAUUUGGACUUUGGUGGUUGGCCCAUGGGGUUGCAUCAUCAAUUGGUCUUGGAUCUGGUUUGCACACAUUUGUGUUGUAUUUGGGUCCACACAUCGCCUUUUUUACUAUGAAAGCUGUGCAAUGUGGCCGUGUUGAUUUAAAAACUGCUUUGUACUACACAAUUAGACUGAACACCGGUCCUUCAUGGCUGAAUAAAGAUUGCUCCGAAUAUGGACCUCCAUUGUUCCCAUCAGCACGUGGUUCAAGAGUUCCACUCAGUAGCAUAUUGCCUCAGGUUCAGUUAGAGGCCAUCUUAUGGGGUACUGGAACUGCACUCGGAGAGCUCCCUCCAUAGUUCAUAU